Molecule: messenger RNA, 489 nt
Organism: Pneumocystis jirovecii RU7
Lineage: Eukaryota; Fungi; Ascomycota; Pneumocystomycetes; Pneumocystales; Pneumocystaceae
Exons: 4
Coding region: 1-489 (162 amino acids)
Cellular component (GO): nucleus
Source: RefSeq, a predicted model, not a curated record
AUGCCAAAAAUCCUAAAUUUAAAAAAAAUUCAAAAAAGAAAGAACAAAGGAGCAUUACAUCCUCGAUCUCGAAAAGCUAAACAGAUCCAGCGUUCAGUUGAUAGGGACAUUCGUCUUAAAAAAGCGCAAAAAAACCGUGAAAAAGAAAGAGAAAGACAAAUUAGCCGUUGUAUUUACUUUAAAUCGUAUGUUGAAUUAGAAAACAUUACAAAAUUAAAUAUGGAUGAAUUAGGUUCUCUAAUUGAAAAAUAUAUUAAUCGAAAUGAGACAAAAAUACAUGAAAAGCCAUCAUCCAAUGUUCAUCAACAUCUUUCUUCUAAGCAAAUAGCGUUGAAACAUUUACUAGACAAUGAACAAAACGAAUAUAAAAGUGGAUUUCGAGUACCAGAUCUAACGGAUCCAGAAAAUGUAAUUGCAUUAAAAAAAUGGUCUGGAAACUAUAACGAUCUUCAUAUUUUAAAAUUUAUUCAUUUUCAAAAAAAAGUCUAA